AUGGGUUUCACAGCAAAUGUUCUCUUUUGUCUGAUCAGCUGUUCCCUAUACAUAUCACUCACACACAGUCACAGAAUUCCAUUUAUCCGGUAUCUACGGACAGGAGGGGGGUAUCCUAUAAUGGAGCGGGUAUACCUAGAAUCGUCGGGACGCAGUCAGGAGCCGCAUGUCGAAGAUAAGUGCGGUAAGCCGAUGGACUCGUGUAUACCUGACGUAACUAAAUGCUGCAACAACAUGAAGUGUUUAAACCGGGCCCACAGCUAUUGUCUCUAUCCACUCGAGAUGUGUCUCUGUAUAUCCCCGACCGCACACAACGUGGACAUGCUCUAG
Molecule: messenger RNA, 330 nt
Organism: Ylistrum balloti
Lineage: Eukaryota; Metazoa; Mollusca; Bivalvia; Pectinida; Pectinidae
Exons: 3
Coding region: 1-330 (109 amino acids)
Source: RefSeq, a predicted model, not a curated record